This is a messenger RNA of Brassica rapa (field mustard), 1676 nucleotides long. RefSeq names its product pentatricopeptide repeat-containing protein At5g08510. Gene Ontology annotation, biological process: RNA modification. Gene Ontology annotation, molecular function: RNA binding; protein binding. NCBI's taxonomy places the organism in Eukaryota, Viridiplantae, Streptophyta, Magnoliopsida, Brassicales, Brassicaceae. The record is from RefSeq and is a predicted model, not a curated record.
UCCAACAGUAAUUACGCGGGAAGUGUAAGCGCGUGGGAAUGAAUCAGAUCAAACAACUCCACGCGCAGUGUCUCAAAACUGGCCUAGACGAAACCAAAGAUCUCUUACAACGAUUGCUUCGUGUUCCUAAUCUUGUCUACGCCAGAAAACUGUUCGACCAUCACCAAACUCCUUGUAUCUUCCUCUACAACAAGCUGAUUCAAGCUUACUCCGUCCACGACCAGCCCCAUGAAUCCAUCUCCCUCUUCAACCUCCUCUCCUUCGAUGGCCUCCGACCAAAUCACCACACUUUCAAUUUCGUCUUCGCCGCUUCUAGCUCGAUCUCGUCGGUUCGAACAUUGCGAGUGCUUCAUUCGCAGUUUAUUAGAUCUGGGUUCGAGUCUGAUUCAUUCUGCUGCACUGCUUUAAUCACUGGAUAUGCAAAGGUGGGAGCUUUGUGUUGUGCGCGCAGGGUGUUCGACGAAAUGCCUAACCGAGAUGUACCUGUGUGGAACGCGAUGAUCACGGUUUACAAAAGCCAAGGUGAUAUGAAGGCGGCGAUGGAGCUGUUUGAUUCGGUGCCUUGUAAGAACGUGAUCUCGUGGACAAGUGUUAUCUCUGGGUUUUGUCAGAAUGGGAAUUACUCAAAAGCUUUAACGAUGUUUUUGUGUAUGGAGAAAGAUAAAUCUGUGAAACCGAAUCAUAUUACUGUGACUAGUGUUCUCCCCGCUUGUGCGAAUCUAGGAGCGUUGGAGAUUGGGAGAAGGUUAGAGAGAUACGCUAGAGAGAACGGGUUCUUUGAUAACAUUUACGUUAGUAAUGCUACACUAGAGAUGUACUCAAAAUGUGGGAUGAUAGAUGUAGCUAAACGGAUAUUCGAUGAAUUGGGGAAGCAGAGAAAUUUGUGCUCGUGGAACUCCAUGAUCAGUAGUCUAGCUACUCACGGGAAACACGACCAAGCUUUAGAGCUUUAUGCUCAAAUGUUGCGAGAAGGAGGGAAACCUGAUGCAGUGACGUUUGUUGGGUUGCUGCUAGCUUGUGUUCAUGGUGGGAUGGUGGCAAAGGGCAAAGAAUUGUUCAAGUCCAUGGAGGAAGUUCACAAGAUUUCCCCAAAGCUAGAGCACUACGGAUGCAUGAUCGAUCUCUUGGGGCGUGUUGGGAAGCUUCAAGAAGCCUAUGAUCUCAUCAGAACAAUGCCGAUGAAGCCAGAUGCUGUCGUUUGGGGAACCCUUUUGGGCGCUUGUAGCUUCCAUGGCAAUGUUGAGAUUGCAGAGAUAGCAAGCGAGGCAUUGUUCAAGCUUGAACCUUCCAAUCCAGGUAACUGUGUGAUCAUGUCGAAUAUCUACGCCGCGAAUGAGAGGUGGGAUGGGGUUUUGAAGAUGAGGAAGAUGAUGAAGAAGGAAACGAUGACUAAGGCUGCUGGAUAUAGCUAUCUUGUGGAAGUAGGAGUUGAAGUUCAUAACUUUACUGUGCAAGAUAAAUCACACCCAAGAUCUUAUGAGAUCUAUCAGGUUCUUGAUGAGAUCACCAGGAGAAUAAAGCCAGACAAGAGUUGCUUUGACUCAAAAACAAUGACCGAAUCUGUUGAACUAAUGUGAUUUACUGACUUUGGUGUUUUCAUAUUCUUUAUUCAAUUUCAUAUCAAACUUUAUGGUUUCACAGAGGUUAAAACCAUAUAAAGAUUAAUAUCUUUCUUA